AUGAAGCCAUUUGCAUUAGUUUGGCUCUUGCCAAUUGUUAUGGCUUCAACUAGAGGGCAUCAGCCACCGGUAAUACCGACCAUUGAAGGACCAAUCACAGGAGGUACUCAUGAACACCCCUUCUCUGCCUGGGUUGGCGAUAUUUCAGACAUCAGCUAUGUUGAGGAAGAGUACUUCAUAAGCGGUCACGCGUUCCGCUACAACGUAACUGGAAAUCUUACUAUCGACGGGAAAUGGACUCUGGUUCCAAUUGACCCCGCAAAUUACAAGACGCGCAUUCUGAUCCGCCGACCUGCCAAAGAGGCCGACUUUAACGGUGACGCUAUUCUCGAGUGGAUCAACGUUUCUGCAGGCUACGAUCUCAUGAUAUCCGACGGUCCUGGAGUCUAUGAAGCCGGUUUCGCCUUUGCCGGUGUUUCUGUCCAAGUGGUGGGCAUUGUUGGCUACCAGAAUGUCACUGGAAUGGCGCCUCUGGGACUGACUGAAUGGGACCCGGCGCGUUAUGGCAGUCUAAACGUGCCUGAUGACAGGUAUUCGUACGAUAUUUAUACGCAGGCAGCAAACCUGCUCAAGUCGGGCCUGAUUCCUGGCUUGAAAGCCAAAAAUGUCAUUGGCACGGGCGAAUCGCAGUCUGGUAUCCGACUGAACGCUUACGCCAAUGGCGUCCAGCCCAUUAGCAACGCCUUCGAUGCCCUCAUCCCUGUCAUUUCUUUUGGUCAAGCUUCCGACUUCAGUCGACUGAUUGGUGCCCCAUACACCGGCACGACUGAUUUGGCACCAGCAGUACCAACACGCAUUCGCACAGACCUGAAAAUCCCUGUUCAUCAAAUAAACACGGAAUCGGAGGCUCUGUACGUGUAUGUUCAAGGAUGUCGCCAGCCAGACACAGCAUUGUAUCGAUACUGGGAAAAUACUGGUGCAGCCCACGCCAACCUGCUGGUAUUACAAAAGACCGCAGCCGUAGCGACACAAGAUCAACUCCCGAACCAAAUCCCAACCAACUCACCCACAAUAGAUCCUGUCAGCUGGCUGCCACCACUAGACGCCGCCUAUCAGCAUGCAUCUCGUUGGAUCCGCACAGGAAUACCACCCCCAACCUUUCCACUGAUGGAGAUUGGGCCUUCUGCAUCUAUGCCCCUUGGAGUUGACUACAUCCGCGACAGCCUUAAUAACACUAAGGGGGGUGCUCGACAGCCAGAGAUCACAGUGCCAAUUGCCGCUUAUAACGGAACAUUCAUUGGGGUGAGGACUAGCUUCACUGAUGAAACACUGAAGAGCUUGUACCCCACAAAUAAGGACUACGUGAUAAAAAUGAAAGUCGCCUCAAGUGUGGCUGUGAAGGAAGGGUUGAUUUUGGGUUACCAGGCAAGCAAUCUCGUGAAUGGUGCAAUUCAUGCUAAUGUACCCCCUUCCUAG
This is a messenger RNA of Trichoderma virens Gv29-8, 1416 nucleotides long. RefSeq lists its product as uncharacterized. The record is from RefSeq and is a predicted model, not a curated record. Lineage: Eukaryota; Fungi; Ascomycota; Sordariomycetes; Hypocreales; Hypocreaceae. The coding region runs from base 1 to 1416 and encodes 471 amino acids. The transcript has a single exon.